This is a messenger RNA of Diaporthe batatas, 4140 nucleotides long. RefSeq lists its product as uncharacterized. The record is from RefSeq and is a predicted model, not a curated record. The coding region runs from base 85 to 2115 and encodes 676 amino acids. Gene Ontology annotation, molecular function: protein binding. NCBI's taxonomy places the organism in Eukaryota, Fungi, Ascomycota, Sordariomycetes, Diaporthales, Diaporthaceae. The transcript is spliced from 3 exons.
CCAAACAUCGCCAGACACUCAGCCGUUCGAACACGCCAACGAUGGCGCCUGGCCGUGCCACUCUCUCGCAGACGGGCCCCCAAAAUGAUUGCCGAAGAGGAUCUUGCGCGUGUGAGGGAGCACAUCGCCCGCGCGGUGGCCGAGCGCAUUGUGGAGGCGACGGGGAUUGAUUGGGCAGCGAUCAAACAGCUCGAGAAGCCCAUACUGCGUCUUCAGGCCUGUCUCCAGGAUGGCUCGAAACAUGCAGCCAACCAGUGCAUACCCGGGCCCAUCAUCGCCCAUCUCAUAGACCUGUCAGGGAUUGUGCACCCGAGUCGGGCGUCCUCCGAGGGCCCUGAACUCGAGAGGCUCCCCGUUGGCAGCGGUGGCAGCAAUGGCAGCACUGGCAACAGCAACAGCAACAGCCUCCUUCAGGUCCAACAGAGACAUGCCGGCACCAAACAGCCAUCAACAGCAUCCACCCCGGCUCCUAUCAUCCUGCCAGAUGCUACAAGGAUCACGCCGCCCGAUUCCGAAGAGGGAUCUAGUGCCGGUGCCACGCCCACAUGCUCCGACGAGGUUGCCGAAGCUUCGGCUGGUAGGAGUCGAAGACCGCUCGGUGGGCUCAGGCCGGCACGCAGGGAGCAGAGUGCGGUCGAUCUCGAGGACGAGCCCAGCAGCCAGAGGCAGAUAUCAACUGGCGACAAGUUCCCCAAGCGCCGGAAACAGCAGCCCACCGGCCACGUCCUGCAGCCGUCCACCCUCGAUAAGCUCAUCCGUGGCAUUUGGGAACAGCUCCACGGCAGCCUCAGCCUCGACCCUCAGAACCUGCUCGACCAGGUCCAGCUCCGGCCGGUAGAGGCGGCACCCUCACCCUUCGACGAGGUGAACUCAAAACUGGGCCUUGUGCUGCAGCCAGGUGGCCAGGGAAGCAUUGUCCAGGACAGCGUGUAUGACAGCAGCCGGUCUUUCAAGCGCAGCAACGUGUUCUGCAGCCAGGUGACGCAGGCGAGCCGUGCGUGCCGAUCCCUAGAGGUCAUUGUUCAGGCCCGUUGGGUUGAGCACUUUGAUGCGUACGUCGACAGUCUGGCGGCGAAUAACACGCUCACGCCUCGGAGUCGCUUCAACAAGGCCGCCCUCAUGGAGGCCUGCACAGACUUUGGGUGGUCUGAGAAGGAACUACGGAACAAGAUGUCAAUCUGGCGCGGCUACAAUGAGAUCAAACAAGCCGGUGGCUGGGCAUCACUCGUCUUUGCGGGCAUGGGCAUCUACAGGUUCUGCAAGUACCGGAUCGGAUUCGACAAGGACAGCAUGCAGCGCCUGCGCAACCUCAAGCCUGCCAUCGAGGUUACAGCAGACACGCUGCACCCAAACUGGAGGCAACUGCUCACCGCGAUAGGCGAGCCCUCUAAGCAGAUAUACCGGGGCCAUCCCCACGACUAUGUCAUCUCCCUGGAUGGCUCUUCACCCGUCCCACUUCGAUCAACGUAUCUGCAAUGGGAUCCGGACUUUUCAUACCAGCACCUUGACGAGCCCGUCAUUGACGAGGUCGCCUGGGGCUGCGACGACCCGCGGUGGACGCCGCCGACCACGAGCAUCAGCGGCGAGCCAUCCGCACUGCCACUCUGCGACACGUGCGGCAAGGAGCAGUCCGACGACCCAAAGCUGAACUCGUGCUUUUGCUUCCCGACCCUCUUCGGCGCAGCAAAGCCCCUCCCUACCCCGGUGCUCAUCUUCCGCACCCCCGAUGGCCGGAACAACGGCCUCAUGGCGCUCUGCGCCUUCGAGCGCGGCGCCCCCGUCGGCGAGUUUGUCGGGCUCGUGACAAAGGGCCUAUCCGACGUCGACGUCAUGGAGAGCGCGGUGUCGGCCGGUGCUGCCAAGUACCAGAUCUGGCAGGGCCGGCAGGGCAACUUCACGCGCUUCGUCAACCACAGCUGCAAGGCUAACGCGCAGUACCAGCGCUUCACGUGGCUGGGCACGCAGCGCAUCAUUCUCGUCAGCAAGGGCAUAGAAGCUGGCACCGAGAUCAGUGUCGACUACAGCGACAAGUACUGGAGGGGCCUGGACAAGAAGUGCUUGUGUGGGGAGAGCUGCUGCCGGUACCGCAGGGACGGGAUUGAUGUGGGCUCGUGAAUGAAUGAAUGAAUGACUUGGCAUAUCACGUGGAGUCUCGGAGUUUGGUCAAAUAAUUCCAACAAAAGGUAUUUCCAUGAAAUUUACGCGUCAGGGUAUAUCGUAACAGCAAAAUAAGUACAGGAUAGGCCCCGUUAGAUCGGGCUGACCUCAUCCGGGUUCCCCCUCCUCGGCUCGCGGCUCGGCGGGUCCUCGUGCGGUGUCAUCGUCUUCCACGUCCCGCUCUCCCUGUCAUAGCUGUCGCCCACCGAGCUUGUCCACGACGCCCCGCUGGUCCUCCUCGUGUUCCCCGUCAGGGACCUCGACACCCCGUGGCCCUUGGGGGCAGGCUGCAGCGGGGGCGGGUAGAGCGCCGUCUGGGGCACAAAGGUCGACCUGACGCUGUCGUUUACCGAGUCGUCGCCCGUGGCCCAGCUCCGCGCGCUCAGUGGCUGGCCUGGUGUCUGGGGGCCCGGGGCGACGAGAUACGUCGCGGUUGUUGGUGUUGGUGCCACCGAUGGGGUGACGCCGUUGUAGCUUGGUGAUGGGGGAACCGGCAUCCGUGCGGACAUGGGAGUGCUGGGUGCCGUCAAUGGGUUACUGUUGAGUGGGUUUGCGCCGCCGCCGGGGAGCCACCGCUGAGUGCGCAGCCAGCCGGCCACGGAGUUCCGUGAGCCGGUCUGGGCUACUGUCUGUGGGCUGGCAGGCGCUGGCAUGUGAGUUUCGGGCCGGCUGGUGUUUGUCGAGCCAUAGCCGGGGUUGGCGGUGCCGUCCUCCGCGGCAUACACUGCCUUCCAGCAUUCAUCCAUGAGCAUGGAGUUGGACCUCUGCCUCUGGUGGUUGUAGGCUGUGACCUCCGAGAUGACCGGGGACUUGAGGGCCUCCCCGUAUGGUGGUGGGGCGAGGCCAUUUGGUGCGCUGAUGUUUCCGAAGAAGGGAGCAUUUAUCCUCUGCUCGUUCAGCAGAUUCAACUUCUUGGCGCGGCGGCGCCGGUAGAUGACGAACAGCGUGAUGCUGAGGACCAGCGCAACCAGGACUGGGCGACGAUGUUAGUGGUGGCUCAUGAUCAGGAGCAAGGCAUAUAUCAAUAUGACGACGCAGUGCACGUACCGAGUAUCUGCAGGACCAGAGCUGUGGAAAUAGGGGAUGUGGUUGAUGAUUCCCGUCUUGCCGGGGCGGGAUGCGCCGGUGCCUCCGACGUGCUCACACUUCGCCUCCGAACGGCAAAUCCAUUCCGUUCUGUGAUCCAGGAUUCCACCGAGUCCAGCAUGUUGUCGAGUGGCUGGCGCUUGCGGAGCGGUGCCCGCGGUGGUUGGCCGGGUAUUGUGACCAUUAUGACUAGUACCGGUACUGCGGUGACACUCUUCUGGUGGUGGCGACUGUCUCGGAAGUGUUCGUGAUCCGGGGAGUGGUCCCAAGAAAGAAGAGGUGAGGAAAAGCAAGCGUGAGCACGAGCGGGAGCAAACUAAUACAUAUUUCUACACCGCGGCCAGCCCUAAACCUGUGCCGUGAGCACGGAUGGACGUGCAGGGCUACCGGCUGCCGACCGAACUCGUCUACAUGAGCACAUGAACCAGCGAGCUAUUUUCCCAUGUCAUCGCCUUGGUGCGAUGCUAGGUUUCCUGUCAGUCCGGUUAGGGCACCCCACAUGCCAUGCCCAAGUUUAUCGAUCGGCAGGGGCAGGGGCAGGGGUGCCCAUGGGCCGUCUAAAUGAAUGCAGGAGGGCGUUCCCCCGCCCAGCUGCCGCAUUGGGAUGACGGAGGGCCUUGCGGCUCGGAGUAUGGAUGUUAAUGUCAGACGGACGUGCCUGCUGCUCGCUCAUCAAUCAAGGUUGCGCCGAGGUCUGACUGAUGUCACGAUUAGACUUCUGCUGUUCUUCCUCUCGAACUCACGGUCGGAUAUAGAUAGACCUCCGCUCUAGCCUAUAGGCCGGCGCGAAUGGAUGCCCAGGUGUUGCUCAAUGCAGACGACGCCCGCACACAGCACGGGCACACAAAUGGUCGGAUGAGCAUCCCAUUUGCUGCAUCCCGCCAGCCCGCACCAUCG